This is a messenger RNA of Fusarium oxysporum Fo47, 1553 nucleotides long. RefSeq names its product MOSC domain-containing protein. The coding region runs from base 50 to 1099 and encodes 349 amino acids. The transcript has 2 exons. NCBI's taxonomy places the organism in Eukaryota, Fungi, Ascomycota, Sordariomycetes, Hypocreales, Nectriaceae. The record is from RefSeq and is a predicted model, not a curated record. Gene Ontology annotation, molecular function: molybdenum ion binding; pyridoxal phosphate binding; catalytic activity.
ACUACAUCAAACCUAACGACUUACACAAUCUGAACUACAUCACAUUAAAAUGGAUGUACUAAAAUUUGGGCAGAGCUCUUCACUGGGUUACAUUCUGUUCAUCGUCGGUUCGGCCACAUUGCCUAUCUUUCUUCUCUUCAUUCUGUUCCGCAGAUCUGUUGGUCAAUCUGCAUCCAAAUCAUUGCCUUUACCAGCUGACGACGAGAUUGUUCGCCUUCGUGUAUACCCGGUCAAAUCAUGCCGCGGUUUUGACGUAAAGUCAACGCAGCUUCUACGAACUGGUCUAGACUUGGAUCGUAACUGGUUGUUCGUCACGGCUGAUAAGCAUGAAUUCAUCACGAUCAGGGCGAAUUCAAACAUGACUCUUAUCAUAACAGCUUGGGACGCUGAUACCGACACACUCACAAUUUCUCUUAAUGAACACAAGAUUGAGAUUCCCGCUCAUCCUACGACUCAAUGGCUUAAGAACAACACUGAACUCAAGAAGGCGACUAUUUGGGGCGAGCAAACCGAUGCCUGGGAAUACGCCGAGAGUCUGACCAAGCCCAUCUCGGAGUUCCUAAACAUGGACGUUCGUCUGAUGUACAAAGGUCCUACACCGCGAGUUCUACGUGGAAGCGGAGCUCCUCACCGUCUUGGUCGUACUGAGGCUACCAAAUUUGCCGAUAUGAUGCCUGUGCUGGUUGCCUCUAUGGCGAGCAUGAAUGAACUUAACGAGCGUCUCACUCAGGCUGGAGAGGAUAAGAUUGAGAUCGAUCGGUUCCGCCCCAAUGUCAUCAUCCGAGGAAGCGUGCCAUGGGUGGAGGACGGAUGGAAGACUCUCCAAAUUGGCGAGGGUGAGCACCGUCUCGACCUUGAUGUAGUGUGCCGAUGUCUGCGAUGUCAGGUACCCAAUGUUCACCCAAUUACUGCUGAUAAGCACCCGCGUCAGCCGUGGAACCAGCUGAUGAAAUAUCGACGAAUCGACCCUGGACUGAAGUUCAAGCCGAGCUUUGGCAUGCUUUGUGCACCGAGUGAUGAGGGUCACAUCGAGGUUGGCAUGAAAUUCCAGGUCACGGCCAUGACGAAUGAUCACUUCUUCAUUAGCCCAAUGAAGUAAAACGAGUUGUUGGAAAGUGUUUGGGGGAGUUGCCUAACUUCUGUGGCGAGGUAACCAUGUACAAAGCGAAGGACGAUGAGAAUGAAAAUGAUAACAAGACUAUGUUUAGGUAAUGGUUCACAUGGAUUGUACGCUGUUCAAUUAUGGACACUUGGAUGGACACUUGGAUAGGCACACUAGCUGACUGUAUUGUGUUCUCCUCUUUUAAGUGGCAGUGCUGGAUCAGCCAAGCCAGCACAAGAUUAAAAGCUUUGACAAGGAAUUAGAUCGGGUUCAAGGAUUCAGAGACUAAAGUCUGCUGUCAUAACUAGUUUAAGCAUGCCUGGAUCCAAUAUAUAAGUUUAUAAACGAGGCUGAUUCGAGAAUCUGGGAUGAAUUUCUGAAGGGAAGACGAGCGCGGGCCUUGAUUUCAGUCUUACCCUUCACCCUUCCUUUUCACAUUUCGGUUUGUCUG